AUGUCUUCCACAUCAUUCAAUCAAGAACAAGAAAUAGAGGCACGACGUAGUCCUCGUAUAUUUAUUGCAACACUGCCACGUCGAAUACUAACACAAACAGACUAUGAAACGAUUCUCCUCAAUGGUGUCCGUCAAUUGAUACACGACUUCUUCAGUCGACCUGAGCAACAAUCACCCUACCGAAGUCUUUUUCGAUGGACAAUUGAUGAAGGCAUUCCAACAAAAAAGAAAUAUAGUGUUCUUUUGCGUGUUAGUGAACCAGCAGAUCCUAGUUUCACAUGA
Adineta ricciae is the source of this 282-nucleotide messenger RNA. The record is from the annotation of a GenBank genome assembly. NCBI's taxonomy places the organism in Eukaryota, Metazoa, Rotifera, Eurotatoria, Adinetida, Adinetidae.